Molecule: messenger RNA, 1956 nt
Organism: Somion occarium
Lineage: Eukaryota; Fungi; Basidiomycota; Agaricomycetes; Polyporales; Cerrenaceae
Source: the annotation of a GenBank genome assembly
AAAAUACCAACGGCAUUGCCUUCUCCGAGAUGCGCAGUUCAUAUAUACCUCGUCGGACAGCAAGCAGGACGAAAAGAAUUCCUGCAGCUUGCACACUCACCUCGAAAGCUUGAAGAGCUUGACGACUUGGACGACUGAAACAACGUUGUUCGCGGCGUAAAUCCGACCAUUUAGACUUCCGACCGGUACCGGCGACGAUAGAUCAAUCAAACAACAACAUAUCGCCGUGCCUUUUUGAAGUAUUUAGGAUCCUAGGGCAACCUCCAGAUUUGUAAAGGAUUCCAUUCAUCUCUUUCCAUCUCCUCUCGGUGUCGAGGGACCCACCUUCGUUACUGGAGCCUUGUGUCCCCGUACACCCUGCGUUCAAGAAUGAAAGCCGCUCUUUCUCUAGCUACUCUCCUUUACCUCGCGCCUGCAGCUCUUGCGGCGAACUUUACUCUCGUCAAGCAGUACGCUGGACAGGACUUCUUCAAUGACUGGGACUUCACAGACAACUUUGACAAUACCACAAACGGUGCGCGCAGUGUGUUUGAUACAGAUGAACUUGAACUUGAACAUGCGAGCCUUCUCAUCUUAGGUGAUAUAAACUAUGUGCCUCAGUCGACUCAGCCCCAGUUGGCAUACAUAGACUCCAACCAACGAGCCAUUAUCAAAGUCGACAAUACUAGCGUUGUGGCAUACCCCAACAAGCGUAACUCGAUCAGGAUAAACUCCAAGGACUUUUACGAGGCAGGAACGGUGUGGGUCUUCGACGCAGUUCACUUGCCUUAUGGUUGCGCCGUCUGGCCUAGCUUCUGGACCAAGGGUGCUGACUGGCCUCGCCAAGGCGAGAUUGAUAUCGUUGAAGGUAUCAACACCCAAACGUCUAACCAAAUGGCUCUUCACACUUUCAACGGAUGUAAUGCCGCUUCGGGUACCAACCAGAAGGGAAAAGUCGGAACCACAAAUUGCAAUGACACUACUGGCGCUGGUUGCACUGUGACGGAGACGACGGAUAACAGUUAUGGAGCUAGCUUCGCCUCUGCCGGUGGAGGAGUCUGGGCGGCUCAGUUCGAUGCUACUGGUAUUUACAUCUGGUUCUGGAACCGUGCAAGCGUUCCCACGUCGAUUACAACCGCAACUGACUCCAUCGACAUCUCCCAAUGGGGUGCACCUUCCGCCGCGUACCCUUCUUCAAGCUGCGACAUCGGCAAAUUCUUCGGUGCUCAGCAAAUGGUGAUCGACAUCACGCUUUGCGGUGACUGGGCCGGUGUACCUUCUCUUUAUCAACCUGUAUGUGGAGGUGACGGCGCAGCCGAUGGUUGCUACCGCAACUCCGUCAUCAACGCCGGCUCACCCAACUUCGACAACGCCUACUUCGAGAUUAACUACAUCAAAGCCUUCGGCGUGAACUCAUCCGUCAUCACCAACUUUGCAGGUGCCGUCGGGUCUUCCACCUCUAACUCUCCUUCUGGUGGUAGUAGUGGUUCAGGAGGUGCCCAAACCACUUCGGCUGGAGGAAGCACGCAGACUGGUUCGGGUGACGGAUCGGGUGCGUUCAAGUUGAAUCUGAGUGGAGGUGCUAUUUGGGGUGUACUUGGUGCUGGGGUGUUGGCGUUGCUUUCUGGGUUGAUGUUGUAGGUUUGAGGUUUGAGGCUUGAGGAGUGAUGGUUUGUGUGCAUGGUGACAAGACUAUUCUUCUUUACACAUAUUUAGACGUAAUUGUUUGUACACAAGCGUGUUGGACCGGGACGUCCGAUAUUCAGUGAAGAACUAUGUUGUACAUACCUCGUACUUUCACAUUGGUUUGAUAUCGAAUUGAAUAAAUGGAAAGGUGGAGGCGGGAGGAUUAUCCCAUUCACUAAAUGCGAUGCAAGAUAUGUAUAGGGAGAUCAUAGCAGUUCGUGAAAGACAUUAGACAGCAGUACCUACUUUAAGUACGUAUACCCUAAUCCAAUAUAAACAACGGUGACAAUG